Racocetra persica is the source of this 333-nucleotide messenger RNA. The record is from the annotation of a GenBank genome assembly. NCBI's taxonomy places the organism in Eukaryota, Fungi, Glomeromycota, Glomeromycetes, Diversisporales, Gigasporaceae.
AUGUUAGAUGAAUCCUCCCUCACCUCCCUCAACAGCCUAGAUUAUGGAGUUCGAAGGGGACAAAUAGAAACUAAGGAAAAACUUUUAACUGAUUUAAAACAAAGAAAAGCCCUCCUACCAACUGAAGGACAGGAAGAGAUAAAUCAGGAAAUUAAAGAGCAAGAAGAACUCUUGGAAGAACUAAAAAAGCAAGAGCAGAGAGAAAGACUUAUCUGGGAAAGCCAAGAAACUAUUAGAGAAGAUAAAGAAUUCUUUACCCAACUAUUAGAAAUAUUAGAAAAGGUAGUAAAAAAGUUGGAAGAACAGGAACAAUUAGAAGUAGAAUUACAGGAA